AAUGUCAGGAAGGACUAACCUACGGUUCUGGCUGUACGAAACAGUGUGCUGGUCGUCACUGUCUGCAGAAUUCUCCCUGUAACACGAAUACUGGGAGAUGUGUGGGAGGUUGUCAGUCAGGAUGGAGAGAACAAGACUGUUCACUAGUUUGUUACGCUGGGCGCUAUGGACCUAGCUGUUCACUACAGUGUUCAUCUCGACAUUGUAAGACGAGCUCAACUUCAACAUGUAAUCCAGUAAAUGGGUCAUGUGACAAUGGUUGUCAGUCUGGUUGGCAAGGCAUCGACUGCACAGAUUGUAAAGGAGGACUGACUUACGGUAAUUACUGUGACAAGCGAUGUGCUGAUCGCCACUGUCUGAAUAACUCGACCUGUGCAGCUAACACUGGAUUGUGUGUAGGAGGUUGUCAGCCGGGUUGGAAAGACGUCGAUUGUUCAAAAGUUUGUCACUGGCCGUGGUAUGGACCCAACUGUUCCCUGUCAUGUACAGACAGACACUGUAGCGGACAGUCAGGCUGUAAUAAGACUGAUGGAAAAUGUGAAACAGGUUGUCAGACACGAUGGAAGGGUGUCGACUGUUUAGAAUGUAAUGACAGAUAUGGCGCAAACUGUAGUCUAGACUGUAGGGUGAGACACUGUAAGAACAACAACUCUCUUUGUGAUCCCCGGACUGGAGAGUGUGUUAGAGGAUGUAAACCUGGAUGGAUGAACGCAACCUGUACUCAACAAUGUGCUGAAGGCUUUUAUGGGGAUGGAUGUUCAAAUCAAUGUGAAAACAGAAAAUGCUAUAUUAAUGGAACGUGUGAUUUUCAAACAGGCCAAUGUUCCAGUGGAUGUCAAGCUGGGUGGGAAGGACAGUCGUGUACUAGUGAAUGUACCAAUGGAAAAUAUGGUAUGAACUGUACUGACACUUGUGGAGAAUGUGCACAUGAACUAUGCGAUAGAGUUACUGGGAAUUGCACAGGCGGUUGUAGUGAUGGAUUUGAAGGGCACCUGUGCAAGGAACGUAUUAUUGCUCCACCUCUAAAGACUGGCUUGAUUGCUGGAAUUGCCGUUUCCGUCCUGGUGGUGAUCCUGUUGGUUGUGAUUAUAACUAUUGUUUUGAUGAGACGACGGAGAGGGUUCAAGGCUGAAAGUCGAGAAGCUAUAGUCUCUAGCGAUUCUGUCAAAGGGACUCGUCCAAGAGCUAAAAGAGAAACACAGGAAAGGAGUGAAUACGUCAAUGUAGCUUUCACCGCUCGACCUGUACCUGAAGGAACCGAAGAUGUGAAAGACGAGAAGCCGGUGAAGAACUCGGCUGUGCGGCUGAGUGUUGCUGAUUCCACAGAAGAGUUGGACGAACUAAAAGACGACGAUGAGUCACCAGGAUCUGUAUACUACAACAUUUCUGACUUCAGCCUUCCUGAGGGCGGAGCGCCGGUCGGUGAACUGCUCAACGUCGGGUGUCCGCACAAAGGAUUCGAAAUUGGCUUCAAACAGCUCAUCUCCAUGCACGGCGCCCAUAUGUUUGACCCAUUUUGUCGCAAUUACAAGGACGUCAACGUCAACUGUUGGCACAACAGCGUUUGCGAUAGACUCGGAGGGAAUGGAAUAGAAUCGUAUUUAGCGAUGAAUCAAGAUUCACACUGCGAUUUGCUGAUGACAGGCAGAGUGUUUGGAGAUGACGUGGUGAAUGGCAUGCUAAGCGUUGUAUCAUUGAAGUUUACAGAUUCGAAGGUGGAAGCGUAA
Molecule: messenger RNA, 1727 nt
Organism: Gigantopelta aegis
Lineage: Eukaryota; Metazoa; Mollusca; Gastropoda; Neomphalida; Peltospiridae
Product: multiple epidermal growth factor-like domains protein 10
Exons: 11
Molecular function (GO): scavenger receptor activity
Source: RefSeq, a predicted model, not a curated record